AUGAAAAUAUCUUUUGGGAAUAUCACUCUCAAGGUCAAUAAUUUUCAUGUUACAAAGCAACCACAUGAUGAUGAUGAGUGUUAUCAGACAUUUCUGAUUGACACGUUCAUUCCUGAGGAGAUUCAAUUGCAAAGCAAUUCUGAUGAUCUUGAUGAACUCCUCUCUUUUUCUGAAAGUUCGGAUUUUGAUGAGUCGAUUAAUGAAAUUUCCUAUUACAAAGACUCACAAAAUGGAAGAACAAAGUGUUGGCAAUCUCGCUUUGAAGAGCUACCUAGUGAAAGGGAAAAGUCAAAACCUUUUGUUGAAGAGGUUCCCAUUGUUAAGUUAUCCCAAUUACCUGAGGGUUUAAAACAUGUCUUCUUGGGAGAUGGUGAUACCUUUCCUGUUAUCAUUUCAUCCAAACAUGAUCCUUCACAAGAAAUUAAGCUACUGCAAAAUCUUAAAUCUACAUUAGGUUGGAUGAUCGCUGAUAUUAAAGGUAUUAUCCCUUUAAUUUGCUCCCAUCGAAUCAAUCUGGAGGACGGGGCAAUCCCUCGAAGAGAUCCUCAAAGAAGAUUGAACCCCUCAAUGAAAGAAGUUGUGAAAAAUGAAGUGCUAAAACUUCUGGAUGCAGACAUCAUUUAUCCAGUGCAUGAUAGAAAAUGGGUUAGUCCAACUCAAGUAGUGCCCAAAAAGUCGGUUGUAACUGUUGUUGAAAAUGAGCAAGGGGCCCUUGUCCCCACAAGAACUGUGACGGGUUGGCGCAUGUGCAUUGACUAUCGAAAGUUGAAUUCUGCCACCCGCAAAGAUCAUUUCCCCCUUCCAUUCAUUGACCAAAUCCUUGAACGUGUGGCUGGUCAUCCUUUCUAUUGCUUUGUUGAUGGCUAUUCAGCCACCUUCCAAAGGUGCAUGAUGAGUAUUUUCAGUGACAUGGUUGAAAAAUGUAUGGAAGUAUUCAUGGAUGAUUUAACAGUCUUUGGAAACUCUUUUGACGCAUGUCUUCUUAAUUUAGAAGCUGUUUUGACACGAUGUAUUGAGAAAGGUCUUGUACUCAAUUGGGAAAAAUGCCAUUUCAUGGUAUCUUCAGGCAUAGUCUUGAGACACAUUAUCUCUGAAAGAGGAAUUGAGGUUGAUCAGUCUAAGAUUGAUCUCAUUUCUAAUUUUCCCACUCCAAAAACUGUCAAAGAUUCACCUGAUUGGAAUUUGCCUUUUGAAAUCAUGUAUGAUGCCAGCAAUUUCGUUGUGGGAGCUGUUUUGGGACAACGAAGGGAGGGGAAACCUUUUGUUGUCUACUAUGCCAGUCGAGCUCUUAAUAGUGCCCAAAUGAACUAUUCUACUACUGGAAAAGAGAUGUUUCCCGUUGUCUUUGCUCUUGACAAUUUCAAAGGUGUUCAAAAUGUUGUUGCGGAUCACUUGUCCCAACUUGAAUUCAGUGAUUCCGCUAAUGGUCCACCUAUUCGUGAUGAUUUCCCCGAUGAACAACUGCUUGUUGUUACUAAGUUACCGUGGUAUGCACACAUUGCUAACUGCUUAGUAACAGGUGAACUUCCUUCUGAGUGGAGUUCACAAGACAGACUCAAGUUUCUAGUUGAGGUGCACAAUUUUUAUUGGGAUGAUCCAUACUUGUUAAAGUAUUGCCUCGACCAGAUCAUGCAGAGAUGCCUCCUUGAUGAUGAGGUGUCUAGUGUUCUGAAAUUUUUUCAUAAUGAUGCUUGUGGUGAUUUUAUGGGACCAUUUCCAUCUUCUUCUGGUUACAUUUACAUUCUCCUUGUUGUGGAUUAUGUUUCCAAAUGGGUCGAGGUUGUACCCUGUCAAACCAACGAUAAUGAAACAAUUACCAAGCUCUUGAAAGAGAAUAUUUUGUCAAGGUUCAGUACGCCUCGUGCCAUCAUUAGUGAUCAAGGCAUUCAUUUUCGCAAUAAGUCUUUUGAGGCUCUCAUGCGCAAAUAUGGUGUACUUCAUAAGGUUGUUAAUUCCUAUCAUCCACAAACCAAUGGGCAAGCAGAGUUAGCCAAUAGGGAGAUAAAACAAAUUCUUGAAAAAACGGCAUAUUGGGCUGUCAAAGCCCUUAAUUUUGAUCUUAGUGCUGCAGGCAUUAAUCGUAAACUCCAGCUGUCAAAAAUUGAGGAGUUGCGCAAUGAUGCAUAUGACAAUUCCAGGAUAUGCAAGGAAAAAAAUGAAAGGCAGUUUCAACUAUCGCCCCAUGGAUAUUGUCAUCUACCAGGUGUUCUCUUUCCUUAUCCUUUUCCUUAUGUAUGUGUUUUGACAUUGAGGUCACUGUCUGAUUUUCGGUUGGGGUGGUGA
Molecule: messenger RNA, 2283 nt
Organism: Humulus lupulus (European hop)
Lineage: Eukaryota; Viridiplantae; Streptophyta; Magnoliopsida; Rosales; Cannabaceae
Exons: 7
Coding region: 1-2283 (760 amino acids)
Biological process (GO): DNA integration
Molecular function (GO): nucleic acid binding
Source: RefSeq, a predicted model, not a curated record